Molecule: messenger RNA, 480 nt
Organism: Plasmodium vivax (malaria parasite P. vivax)
Lineage: Eukaryota; Apicomplexa; Aconoidasida; Haemosporida; Plasmodiidae
Exons: 3
Coding region: 1-480 (159 amino acids)
Biological process (GO): signal transduction
Source: RefSeq, a predicted model, not a curated record
AUGUGGACGAACAUCUUAAAGUCGUUUUUCUUGUUUUGCUUAAUAAACGCACACCUGAACUUUUUCUUCGGGCAAGACAACCACUCCCUAGGAGGACACCUUGCGACAGACAGAACCGCUCACAAUGACUCCGCUUUACGAAAUCGGAUGCUUCAAGAAGAAAAGCCCCACUGCGACCAGUGGACGGAGUGGUCCGAAUGUUCAAAGUCCUGCGACAUAGGAGUCAAACUGAGGGUUCGAUCCAGCAGCCAAAAGGAAUACUCCCGAGAAUGCUCCAACAUCACAGAAACUACCGUUUGCUUCUUGAACAAUUGCUCAGACUCGAAGGAAACAAGAGAGCGAGACGAAAAAGAACAAAGAGAAAAUGAAAAAAACAGUGCCAAGCGAAAGUAUCUGCUAAUUUUGAGCAUCUUCUCAGCCAUAAACGUAGUCAUACUGCUCGUAUGCGUAAUUAUGUCCAUCAAGAAAAAAGUCAUCUAA